Molecule: messenger RNA, 801 nt
Organism: Rhodofomes roseus
Lineage: Eukaryota; Fungi; Basidiomycota; Agaricomycetes; Polyporales; Fomitopsidaceae
Product: galactose-binding like protein
Exons: 3
Coding region: 179-625 (148 amino acids)
Source: RefSeq, a predicted model, not a curated record
GAAGGAACGAAAGCCAGUCUGAAGGGAUCGAGACGCAGCGCGAUGUUAUGAGCACAUCGCCACGUGAUGGCCGCACAAAUCCAGCACACCCACAUCGAUUCCACUGCCUUCGUCUCAUACAGCACCGCUCACUUGGUUGGAGGAAGCCUGAGCGUAUGCGUAGCCUGGAACUCAAGCCAUGACGGAGGUCGAACGGUCGUUGAUAGAUGCAGAGACCAAGAUCAAAGUGAGCACGACCCUCGACAAGUCAGUCGGCAAGAAGCAUCUCACCGACGGUGACCCGGGUACAUGCUGGACAUCUCAGCAAGGUAUACCGCAAUACAUCCAGCUACAAUUUCCUGCACCGGUAGUACCAAGCCAUCUUUCCAUGACGUUCCAAGGGGGUUUCGUGGGCACCAAGUGCAGGCUUGAGGUGCUAACUCAGAGAGCACCUCAUAAGGGCGAGUGGCAGCUGUUCGCCCACGUCUUUCCCGAGGACGUGAACCGGAAGCAGACCUUUGGACUUGACUCGUCGGAAGUAGAGUCGACAGGCCUCGUGGGGCUCAAGCUGGUUUUCGAAGAGAGUUCAGAUUUCUUCGGUAGAAUAACGGUCUACGACUUGCAAUUGUCCGGUAUUGUGCUGUAGGGUCGAGACAGGAAGCGCGUGCCAGGAUUGUGCCAGGACUCGGAGUCUCACGGCACCUUUGUUAUGGCCAUCAUCAUGCCGCACUCGAACCGGGUGCCCAUACCUGUUCAUUAUGGGAGAUAUAUAGGGGAUACAGGAUUGUCAGAAUGUUCAACAACGCGAAAGUUCAAGCCAGA